GGUGGGUGACAUCAUGGACUAGGGAACAGUGAGCAGCCAGUGAAGCAUCCAGCCUGCCGAGCAAGCUUUGCUUUUUAGGGUCAGGAACUGGUCUGACAAGAGAAUGGCAAUCCUGCCUUUAAACUGUCACUAGUGCCGCUGACGAUGAACCCUCCGCAGCUCCGGGCCCAAAGGCGAAGCACUGAGCAAGAGAAUGUGAAGACAUAUUUCAGGACAUUGUGAGUGCCACUAAAGAUGUCUGAUAGUGUUGAUAUUGAAGAGAAACCACCAGCCCCCCCCUUGAGAAUGAACAGUAGUUCCCGAGACUCUUCAUUGUUGAAUCACGCCUCUAAACCGCUUCCAAUGGCUCCUGAAGAGAAAAACAAGAAGGUCCGCCUGCGCUCCAUCUUCCCCGGGGGAGACAAGACAAACAAGAAGAAGGAGAAGGAGCGUCCUGAGAUAUCCCUCCCCUCGGACUUUGAACACACCAUUCAUGUCGGCUUUGAUGCUGUAACGGGAGAAUUCACAGGUAUCCCGGAGCAGUGGGCGCGGCUCCUACAGACCUCGAACAUCACCAAGCUGGAGCAGAAGAAGAAUCCACAGGCCGUGCUGGACGUCCUGAAGUUCUACGACUCCAAAGAGACCGUCAACAACCAGAAAUACAUGAGCUUCACCUCCGGAGACAAGUCGGCACAGGGGUACAUAGCCGCAAACACUCUGAACCGGCUGCUGUCAUCUGGGCCUCCUGUCAGCCUUAGAACCUGCAGCGCAUUAUUUGACAAGGGUGCCAAAACAUCAUCGUCAGAGCCCCCGAUCGCUCCACCUGUAUCCGAAGAGGAGGAUGAGGAAGAGGAAGAAGAAGAAGAGGAGGAGGAGGAGGAAGAAGACGAGGACGAAUUGCCCCCCGUCAUUGCACCUCGGCCCGAGCACACCAAAUCUAUCUACACGCGCUCCGUCGUGGAACCACCAAAGCCUCCCACCCCUGUGAAAGAAGUGUUGACUCCGCCGGAGUCACAGGUCCAGCCGGACAACACGUCCAACACGAUGUACCGCAACACUGACCGCCAGAGGAAGAAGUCCAAAAUGACAGACGAGGAGAUUCUGGAGAGACUCAGGAGUAUUGUGAGCGUGGGGGAUCCCAAAAAGAAGUACACACGCUUCGAGAAAAUAGGACAGGGAGCAUCCGGCACUGUGUACACUGCCAUCGACAUAGCAACAGGCCAAGAGGUGGCCAUUAAGCAGAUGAACCUGCAGCAGCAGCCCAAGAAAGAGCUGAUCAUCAAUGAGAUCUUGGUGAUGAGGGAAAACAAGAACUCCAAUAUAGUGAACUAUUUGGACAGUUACUUGGUAGGAGAUGAGCUCUGGGUGGUGAUGGAGUAUUUGGCCGGUGGCUCUUUGACAGAUGUAGUGACGGAGACCUGCAUGGACGAGGGCCAGAUCGCUGCGGUCUGCAGAGAGUGUCUUCAAGCUCUGGACUUCCUUCACUCCAACCAGGUGAUCCACAGAGAUAUAAAAAGUGACAACAUCCUCUUGGGGAUGGACGGAUCCGUCAAGCUUACCGACUUUGGGUUCUGUGCCCAGAUCACCCCAGAGCAGAACAAGCGCAGCACGAUGGUGGGAACGCCCUACUGGAUGGCACCGGAGGUGGUGACUCGGAAGGCUUACGGGCCAAAAGUGGAUAUCUGGUCCCUGGGAAUCAUGGCGAUAGAGAUGGUGGAGGGAGAGCCGCCCUAUCUGAACGAGAAUCCACUUAGGGCGCUGUACCUGAUAGCUACCAACGGGACUCCAGAGCUGCAGAACCCAGAGAGGCUGUCGUCUGUGUUCAGAGAUUUUCUCAACCGCUGUCUGGAGAUGGAUGUGGACCGCAGAGGCUCUGCCAAGGAGCUCCUACAGCAUUCCUUCCUCAAGCUGGCGAAGCCUCUAUCCAGCCUGACGCCUCUGAUUGUAGCUGCGAAGGAAGCCAUAAAGAACAGCAGUCGCUAGGGGCGUGCCCUCUGUCCGCACCCAAGGCUGGAGCCCCGUCUGUGUUGUGUCCGUUCAUGGGGGCAGGGACCUGGGUGUGUGGGCGGCGGUGGGUGACCCGAUAGCGAUGGCACAAGGAUGGUGGUGGUGGUGGGGGGUUAUGUGACUUACAGUGACAGCACAAGGACAAAAGAACCCCAGGCCUCAUGUGUAGGACGGACAUCUGGCCUUGCAGCCUCUCGGCCCAUGCUGCUGAAAAAAGACCUUGCCUCUUCGUUUUCUUUUCCAGCACUCUGUACAUGUAGAGCAGUCCAUCACAAGUACGUGUGCUGUGUGUGUGUGUGUGUGUGUGUGUGUGUGUGUGUGUGUGUGUGUGUGUGUGUGUGUGUGUGUGAGCGUGUGCACAUCUCUUUGUGUCAUUUGUCUUGUUUGGGAGGCAGUUGCUCCCCAGACCCCCCAAAAUAGGGUGGAAAAAAACUGAAAAGAAAGUUCGCUCAGUUUCAAGAAGAAACUAUUGGAGUAAAGAGGAGAAACUGGGAACUCUGAAGAGCCCUUGAUUCUCUCCUUGGCCGACUGGGUUCUCUCUCCUCUAGUCCCUCCACGGGGAGGCCACGCCUGCAACGACCAGCUGAUGCAAGAGAGCGACUCUGGACCCAACCUUUGCCUGCAUGACCACAGCUCUGUGCAGAAACACUGUUACUCCUCUGCAGAUUGUCACAUCUCAACAUGGUGGCUUUGUGUGCGUGUUUGUGUGUGUGUGUGUGUGUGUGUGUGUGUGUGUGUGUGUAGGGGUGCAGCUACAGGGGAAAAACUCAUGAAUUAUUUCACAAGACCUAUGCCAGCUUUAAACAUCCUCCAGUAAUCUGCUUCGUGUCAGUGAAGAGAUACAGGUCUCAUAUUUCUUUUGAGCCAGCCUCUUCCACAAAGUUUCCGACACACUUGUAGAUAUCAAUUCCCUACGUGUGCCUGAUUUUCAUCAAGAUCCAUGAAUUAUUCUCUGAGAAAUAAAAGAAAAUGUAGAAAUCCUUCCUCUCUCGUAAUGGUAAAGCAAGUGGUAAAAAAAGUUCCUGGAGCCGCCCUCUGAUCUGGAUCCAAACACAAAUUGAAUGGCUUCUUCCCUGACCCAAAACCCAUCCUCCACCAAGUUUUGUGGUAAUCCGUCCGGUAGUUUUUGCAUAAUCCAGAUCUGAUAAUAAGAGAGGUAAUUUAAAAAUGCAUGUACAUAAACACUGUGUACGAUCAA
Molecule: messenger RNA, 3184 nt
Organism: Hippoglossus stenolepis (Pacific halibut)
Lineage: Eukaryota; Metazoa; Chordata; Actinopteri; Pleuronectiformes; Pleuronectidae
Product: serine/threonine-protein kinase PAK 3
Exons: 16
Coding region: 235-1962 (575 amino acids)
Biological process (GO): intracellular signal transduction; regulation of actin cytoskeleton organization; regulation of axonogenesis
Cellular component (GO): cytoplasm
Molecular function (GO): ATP binding; protein serine/threonine kinase activity
Source: RefSeq, a predicted model, not a curated record